Molecule: messenger RNA, 2432 nt
Organism: Durio zibethinus
Lineage: Eukaryota; Viridiplantae; Streptophyta; Magnoliopsida; Malvales; Malvaceae
Product: ethylene-responsive transcription factor RAP2-7-like
Biological process (GO): regulation of DNA-templated transcription
Molecular function (GO): DNA-binding transcription factor activity; DNA binding
Source: RefSeq, a predicted model, not a curated record
CCACCUUCAUUGUUAACACGUCCCCAUCUUUUUUUUUUUUUUAUUGUAUAUUUUUUGCCCUUUUUAGUUCUCUUCUCUUGUUUGUUGCCAGUUACUCUCUCUUGAGAUCAAACUCGCCUUUGUUUUUCCUUUCUGUCUCUUUCUCUUCUUUUCUCUUGAUCCAUUUGUCUACGACGGACUGCCGUUUUUCUUCAAUCUUUUCAUCCUUAAAAUAUCUCUCUCAAAUGCAAUCUUAUUGAGGUUUUUUUAUAUCAUCAACCCAUACAAGAAAAAACCAAUCUUUCAAACACAUUUGAAGUGAUUUUUUGUUCAUUUCUUGCUUUUUUUUGGGGGGGGGGGGGGUGGGGAGUUGUUUUGGUUUUGUUUUCUUCGAGAAACUAAGGAAAAAAAAAACUGUGGGUUUGGAUAUCAAAAUCUGGAAAGUAUCCAAAAAACAUUGGUUUUACUUGGUUUGGUUUGGUUUUAAAGAUCAAGGGAAGAAAGCUAGAAAACAAAGGGAAAACAUGUUGGAUCUUAACGUUGAUAUUGUCUUAAGUGAGUCAUCUUGUGAUGAGAACAACAAGAUGUUAAUAAAUGGAGACAAGCUACCAGAAGCUGUAACAUUUACUCAAAUGGAAGAUUCAGGUUCGACUAACUCUUCCAUCAUCAACGAUGAAAACGUUCCAUCUAAUGCUGGGGACGAAAACUCUUCAAACAACGCUUCUGCAUUCAUUUUUGAUAUCUUAAAGAAAGAAACACAUGAUACCACCACCACCAACAAUGCUAAAAAGGUUGAAAACACUUCAACGGGCUUCGUUACGGAACAGCUCUUUCCGGUCACCAGAGAAAAAGGCAGUCUGGAGUUGGAGUUUGGAACAAGUUUUGGAACCCAGUCUUUGCUUAGGCCUCAGUGGUUGAAUUUAUCUUAUGCUGAGUCUAGUGGUGAGGCAGAACUGAAAACUGUUCAGAUGAAGCCUCAGCCAAGGAAGAGUAGACGGGGGCCAAGGUCCCGGAGUUCACAGUAUAGAGGUGUCACGUUUUACAAGAGAACAGGCCGAUGGGAAUCACAUAUAUGGGAUUGUGGGAAGCAAGUAUAUUUAGGAGGAUUUGAGACUGCCCAUGCUGCAGCCAGAGCAUAUGAUCGAGCUGCAAUCAAGUUCCGGGGAGUUGAUGCUGAUCUCAACUUCAGUUUGAGUGAUUAUGACGAAGACAGGAAACAGAUGAAGCACAUGAGUAAAGAAGAAUUUGUUCACAUUCUUCGUCGUCAAUGCGCUGGAUUCCCAAGGGGGAGCUCAAAGUACAGAGAGGUAACCUUGCAUAAAUGUGGUCGAUGGGAAGCACGAAUGGGUCAAUUCCUUGGAAAGAAGGCUUAUGACAAGGCUGCAAUGAAAUGUAAUGGAAGGGAAGCUGUAACCAACUUCGAGCCAAGUACUUAUGAAGGGGAGAUUACAAAUAGUGGAGGAGGCAAUCGUCACAAUCUUGAUUUGAGCCUUGGGAUUUCAGCUCCUUCAGUCGCCCAAAAUGGGAGCAACAAUGCAGGGGAGUUCCAUUUUCAUCAAGCUGCUGCUAGUGCCGGACAGAGAUCAGUGUUUGAGAGAUCUGCUUCUACACCUGUUGGUGUACAACCUCAACAUUGUCUAACAAUAGCAUCAAAGCACCCUCACAUAUUGUCUGGUGUUUGUCCUGCUCUUUUACCAAACAGUAAGGAACGGGCUAUGGAGAAGAGGGUUGAAGCUGUUUCUUCGACAAGAUUUUCGGACUGGCCAUGGCAAAUGCAAGGCAAUGGCAACAUUACCCCAACCCCAGUGUUUCCUAUCGCAGCAUCAUCAGGAUUCGCUCCAUCCAGUGCCACUGCUUCAUCAACUACUUUCCCUUUCAACAAUUCGGUCCGAAACAUCUGCCUUCCGAUGCCGGUCACAUCCACCAAUAACAAUUCUCGUUACUAUAGUUACAGAAGCUGAAAUCAAAGACCUCUUGAACCGCGACAAAACCUUCAUUAUGCUCAUUAGAGAAGUUAGGUGAGCAUAAAAGCUGUAACAAUUGGAAGAGUAGUCUGUAGAGCUUGCAUUUGUUACAAGUUUGUAAAAGAAUAUCAGGAAUUUGUUAAUGUUGCAAUACUCAAGAACCUGCUUUCAUAACAUUUUUGUUAGUCUAAUCCUCUGCAAGACCUCGUGCAAUUAUAUAGAAUCACUUGGUUCUUACCAUCUAACAUUGCAAACAACAUAGUCUUACGGGGUUAGUGUCACGAUUCCAGAGGGAAGCCUUUAAUCCUUGGUUGUGUACUAGAGUUCGUUUGGAUAUUUUAUUACCUUUUGUAAAACAGAACCGAAGGGUUCAAUGGGAUGAAAUGAAUAAUAUUUUGCAUGUUGGUGUAGAUUGUUACAGUUAAUUUAGUUGGACCAAAUUCGAGUAUCCAUAUUCAUCAGGGACUUGGAUUAGUACCCAGCUUAAGC